Molecule: messenger RNA, 683 nt
Organism: Cynara cardunculus var. scolymus (artichoke)
Lineage: Eukaryota; Viridiplantae; Streptophyta; Magnoliopsida; Asterales; Asteraceae
Exons: 2
Coding region: 199-471 (90 amino acids)
Source: RefSeq, a predicted model, not a curated record
AGUCCAGAGGCUUUGCUUCGACCUCGUCUCCACCGCUCCGGUCUCCACCUCGUCUUCCCCAAUCCGUAGUUCCCUUCGAGGCUUCGCCUUGACCUUUCGUCCUUCCCUCCCGGCUCUCGCUCGAUCGAUUCUUACCAAAAGUAUCACAUCUGCCCUCAUUUACACUGCUGCUGAUUUAACAUCUCAGUUAUUGGACAAAUGUCUAAAGGGCUUAUCUGGGCAACAACAGAGGAUUUGGCAAGAAAUAGGGGAAAGGUUCUUUCACUGUAUCGACAAGUACUGAGGAGCCUGAAUUCUCCCGAUUUGCCUUUAAAUUUAGCAGCAAGAUUGCACAGGAAAGCACAAGCACGAGCCAUUUUCAUGGUGGCCGCUGAAGAGCGUUCCAUCCACAACAUUAAAGAUCUGAUGGAUAUAGCUGACUACUCUUUAUCCCUCUUGAGAAAAGGAGAAAUCCCUAAAUACAUUCAGUGAAAAUUUCGUAUCCUAAUCUUAAAGAUUUGAUUGAUAUAAGUCGCCAGGUUCGAGUCUCCGUUACUGAGGAUUUUAUUGGUUGUUAUCUUCAGAGCCCAUGAUAUCAGUCGAGGUGCAACCCUAGGGAUACCAAAAUAUUAUUCAAUAUGUUCUUAGAUAUUUAAGAGCAUUAAAUAAUUGGAUAUUUUAUUAUAUUUUUUUUCUUUUUUAUC